Molecule: messenger RNA, 1470 nt
Organism: Didymosphaeria variabile
Lineage: Eukaryota; Fungi; Ascomycota; Dothideomycetes; Pleosporales; Didymosphaeriaceae
Exons: 4
Coding region: 1-1470 (489 amino acids)
Source: RefSeq, a predicted model, not a curated record
AUGGCUACCUUCGCACCUCCUGUGCGCCAUGGCGACUUCCUUUAUAGCUCCGUCCUCUACGCCGACCCGGGCAACGGAAACCAUCACACGCGCGCCGGCACCGCUGAGCUCGCCGCCUUGCUUCGCCCGGAAGCCCCAAACUUGUACUCCAACUUCAGCAAGCCUCCGCCAGCGAUGCCGGCCAAGGACCCGGUAUGGCACUGGUAUGCGGCGCAACUCAUCCACUAUGGACUUCCCGUGACGAAGGACAAGAAUGUGGCGAAGGUGCGGUUGCUGAACGCGCUGAAUCAGUUCAAGCUGGAGGUGCCGGCUUGGAUCUCGAAGGUUGAGAGCGAGUUGAAAAGGGAGUGGGAGGGAGAGAAUAAGAAGAUGAAGAAGUCCGCUUCUAGUGGAGUGCCAAAUGCAAAAGCCGCAAAGGCUACACAGGUUGCCGGAAGUGGGACGCAGAUGCUGCCUUUGAGCCAGGGGAUCAAUGUGCAUGUCAACGUGUCGAUGAGUGCCGGUAUGCCCAUGAUCCAUCAGUCAGAUCUUGCGCAAGGUAGCAGCAUUGGCCAGAAGGGACAGCGGAAGCGUGGCAACGAUGAUCCAGUAGGCAAUGGACCUACGCCAAAAAAGAGACCAUCAGCUAAGAAGGUGGCAAAUGUUGCUCGAGCAACGCCUAUCCCUGAUCUCCGAUCAGCUAUGUCGCCCACCCCUUCGCAGGGCAUGUACACGGCAGUGCAGACAGGCACGAAAUCGAGCGCAAAAACACCUCGUAUCAAGCAGGAACCCACUGCAGCAAGGUCUUCUCCCAUGGCAUCUCGAAUCAAGCGGGAGAGUGAACCAGCACGUGUUGCCGUUCCCAAACCCAGGACUAAGCAGACAGCGAGCAAGAGGGCCGCGUCUUCCUAUGGGACAGAAGCAGAACCAACCAGCUCCCCGUACUUCUCGUCUUUGAUCAAGCAGGAGAGCGAUUUGGCAGAUGUGUCGGCUCCCAGACCUAGAACGAAGCAAACAGCGAGGAAGUCGGCAGGUGGUCGUGCACCGACUUCCAGCUGGCUGACCGAGCGAGGACCAGGUGACACCAUCGUCGUGAGUGGUACCUACGAGCUUUUAGCCAACAACGAGCGAGCUUACAUGGUCAUUCGCCGCGACGCCGCCCGCGAUAUCUGGUGGUCAACCAUCAGUACUGGCGCUCUUAGCUUCACGAUCAAGAUGGAUCCAGGGCCGACUCCCACGACGUUGUACCAGCCUUUCACGGUUGGAUGGCGCAUGCGCAACAACGACACCGGCGAGCUGAGGUUCGGAUCGGGCUGUACAGGCGAAUUUAGGUUCAUCGAGGGUGCUUCUGGCGACUUGACGGGAGUGCUGAGGAAGGUGCCGGGUUUUGGCGAUGUGGAAUUUUACGGUGGUAGAAUGGCAGGCUUACCCCAGGUUGGUGAUCUGCAGACGGAAUGGGAUGCUUUUAGGAGGGAUGCGUAUGGGCGUUGA